Messenger RNA from Homalodisca vitripennis (glassy-winged sharpshooter), 818 nucleotides. Its product is annotated as ribonuclease kappa-B. The record is from RefSeq and is a predicted model, not a curated record. Lineage: Eukaryota; Metazoa; Arthropoda; Insecta; Hemiptera; Cicadellidae. The coding region runs from base 91 to 381 and encodes 96 amino acids. The transcript has 3 exons. Gene Ontology annotation, molecular function: RNA endonuclease activity.
CCCCAUAGUCGUCAAAAAUCACAUGAUCGCGUUCUCUUUAGACUUAGUGUUUUCUAAAAUUUUGUCAAUAGUUUUCUUCAAGGAAUUAAAAUGAAGAUUUGCGGACCUAAACUGUCGCUGUGUGGACUAAUUAUCAGCGUAUGGGGAAUUAUUCAGCUGGUUUUCAUGGGUAUCUUCUACCAUGUGAAGAGUGUGGCGUUAGCAGAAGAUCUCCCUGGUAUCCAUGAAAAGACAUUCAACACCAUCGACGAAUUUUACUCGGAAGCAGACAAGGGCUACAGUCUGAAUGCCAUGAACUGCUGGAUCGCGGCGUGUCUCUACCUCUUCACCCUCAUCGUCUCCGGGCACCAGUUCUACAUGAACAGUCGCUCAUCCCUGUAAAUGUGGAACUCAAAGAGAAACUAUUUGUUUAUAACUGAAAUACUUGUUUAUUAUAGAUCCCCCUUGGUUACGGUUUUCAUAUAAUAGAAGCUAGUGUUGAAUUAUUCCCUGUUGUAAAUUGUUGUGUAUAGUUGUAAAGAUUUUAAACUGUAGCGGGGUUCAUUUUAAAAGCACAAUUAUUCGACAAUGAAAAUUUUAAAUAGCCAGUGAGACAAAACCGCAUUUGUGUAACUUCUGUUGGGUAAUGAAAUUACGCCUCUCAGUAUUAUUCUAUCAUUUUCUUUGCUACCCUUUCUUCUUCUUUAUUGUUUAUUAUAUUUUUUUUUUUUUUGUAUUUGUGAUGAAUAUUGUAUCAACAAUCCCGUGAUUAUGUAAGUUAUUAAGUUAUAAGUGUUUUUGUGUAACAUUCCUUGAGUCAUUAAAGCAAUAUAGAAUAA